AAUCAAAUCAAAUUAUGUCAUGUAAUUAAUUUAUUAAAUAUGGUUUGGAUACCGGUUUGAAAAUAGAUAUUUUCUUAAUUUUUACACAAAUAUCUAACAGAAAAUUAGAUUUUCUGUGAGUCGUGUUAUAUAGGCAUGCUUCUUCAAACCAUCUCCCAGGAUCGGACGUUUCGUAAUCUUGCACAAUAAGAAACAAACUAAAUACUACACAAUUAAGCUUUCCCUUAAUUAAAAAUAUAUAAAUAAAUAAAAAUAAGAAAUAAAACUAAACUAUUAUAUAAUAAGUUUUUGCAGCAUGGGUACUAGCAGAGUCGUUACUAGUCUUUACUCUUUAGAAUUCCAGUCAUGGAGGUUUUCAACAAAUCCAAGGCCGUGAAGCUCCGAAGCCACCAAGACAAGUACCUGUGCGCCGACGAUGACCAAAAGACGGUACGCCAGAGGCGCAACGGCUCGUCGCGCAGAGCCGCAUGGUUCGUAGAGUUCGUCGAAGGGAAAAGCCACGCGAUACGCUUGAGAAGCUGCCACGGAAAGUACCUCACCGCCGCGGACGGGGGAUUUCUUCUGGGCAUGACGGGGCAGAGGGUGAUUCAGACCGUGCCGGCGAAAGGCCACUACUGGAAGUGCGAGUGGGUGCCGAUAAGGGACGGGUUCCAGGUGAAGCUGAGGAGCUGGUCCGGCAAAUACCUCCGCGCCAACGGAGGGACUCCGCCGUGGAGGAACUCGGUCACGCACGACGACCCGCACACCACGUCCACGCAGAACUGGACCCUCUGGGAUGUGCAGGCGGUGGAGGUCGACUCGAUUAUGGAGUUCAUGUCGUAUCUGUCGAGCUCAUCUUCUGUGUCUGAUGAAGUUUUGGAGUCGAAACCGGAGUCUCCCUUGUCGGUUUUCUCCACUACCUCAGUUUUGGGGUCGGCACCGGAGUCCCCCAUGUCGGUUUUCUCCACUACCUCCCCGACGCCGUUUUAUUCAACACAGAGUGAGUAUUCCAACAUAUUCCGGUCUGGAAUGGAGCUCUUCCACAACGCCAAGGCGGUGCGCCUUCGUAGCCACCACGACAAGUACCUCCAGGCCGAGGAGGACGAGGAGUCCGUGACCCAAGAUCGAUAUGGAGCGUCCAAGACCGCCCGCUGGACUGUCGAGUUUGUGCCGGAUUCACAGCACAUCAUCCGCCUUAAGAGCUGCUACAACAGGUACCUCACCGCCUCCAACCAACCCUUCUUGCUCGGAAUGACUGGUUGCAAGGUGGUCCAGUCUCUGCCCCGGAGGCCCGACUCCUCCGUCGAGUGGGAGCCCAUCAGAGAAGGGAACCAGGUCAGGCUCAAGACCCGGUACGGAAACUUCUUGAGGGCCAAUGGCGGCGUGCCACCUUGGCGGAACUCCGUGACCCAUGAUAUUCCUCACAGGACGUCCACCCAAGAUUGGAUACUUUGGGAUGUUGAUAUCGUCGAGAUUCAGGUUCAGUCUCCAUCUUUUAAAUCUCAUCCUCCGCUGCCACUUCCACAUUCCGACUCUCUGUAUUUCGAUUCGAGAUCACCGUCUUCGGUUUCCAUCAAAUCCGGGAAAUUUUCGAGACAAGAGUCUACAGAUUCUAAUGCGAGUUCGCCACCCAAGUCGGAAGGGAGGACUAUAUAUUAUCAAGUGGCUGAUGAGAAUGGUGAUGUGGACGACGAAACAGUGGAGGGAUAUUCUUUUACUUUUAAGGGGAAUGGCAUUGAUGAAUUGACUCAUAAAUUCGAGGAAGAGACGGGAUUAGAGGGUAUCAUCCUGUGUCAUCGCAAUCCCUUGAAUGGAAAACUUUAUCCCCUUCGCUUGCAGCUUCCUCCAAACAACACGACUAUGAAUGUCAUAGUCGUUCUGUCUUCAUCGAAAGCGGCAAAGGACUUUGCAACACAAGGUAUAUAAUAAGGAGGAUCACGUGGAACAUCACAAUUUUGCUAAAAAUAUCAACAAACAACUGUUGUGUACUUUGUAUGGGAGGCAUGUUCGUGUUGGAAUGCCCACCUCAAAGGCAUCAUGAAAUUAACCCUAUCAGGUAGCCUAUAUUACCUGUUGUGUUUAUACAGAAUGCAAACGAAUGGAGAGAACUAAAAGCAAAUGUCGAUAUUUUCUCCAUCAAAUAAUGUCUCUAUUUGGUUAUUCUUGGAAGCAAUGCUGAUUAUACUUGUCUUAUAUGUAGAACUUCUGCACACUUUCUGCGUUUUGUAUUCUGCUUCCAUUUUGUUUUCAAUAAUGUCGUCGUGAUAGAAGUUCUAAAUAGAAGAUAUAUGAGUUGGAGA
Molecule: messenger RNA, 2279 nt
Organism: Juglans microcarpa x Juglans regia
Lineage: Eukaryota; Viridiplantae; Streptophyta; Magnoliopsida; Fagales; Juglandaceae
Exons: 4
Coding region: 346-1905 (519 amino acids)
Source: RefSeq, a predicted model, not a curated record